AAGGCAUCUACGUGCUCAAGGCUGUUAUUUACAAUGAGUUUCACGGAUCUGAAGUGGAGCUUGGGCCUUAUUAUGUGGAAAUCAGCCAGGAGGCUGUGUCUGUGUUCAUGAAUUCCAGCAGUGUCCACAAGGAUGAAGUUCUUGUCUUCACUGGCUCCUACAUGAAUCAGGAAAGCACUGUUGUUAUGCACCAUUUUCCAUCCAUUUCUUCGUAUAACAUGUCCUUUAUUUCUCAAACCCAAGUGGGUGACAGCCAGGCAUGGCCCAGCGUGACUGUUUGGUAUAAGAUGCAGCCUAUCUCUGUCUACACAAAUGGAACUGUGUUUGCCACAGACACAGACAUAGCAUUUGAAGCUGUUACCAAAGAAACAACACCCCUGGAGUUUGUGUGGAAUUUUGGAGAUGAUCCACCACUGAGGACCACUUCAAGAAGCAUUAAAAAAAGAUUCAGCAUCCCCCACUGGUAUCGUGUGACAGUCACGGCUUCCAACAGGAUCAGCAGUGUGGUCUCUGAGCCCCACCUCAUCAGGGUACAAAAGAAAAUCGUGGCCAACCGGCUCAUGUCCGCCUCCUCAGCUCUGGUAAACUCCAGUGUGACCUUUGAGUGCAGAAUCAACUUCGGCACUGAUGUUGCUUACCUGUGGAACUUUGGGGAUGGCACCAUCCACCUGGGGAACAGCUCCACCAUUCACGUCUACAGGAGGGAAGGAGAGUUCACAGUGGAGGUCCUGGUGUCCAACAGUGUCAGUGCCGCGGCCCUGAGCAAGCAACUUUUCAUCGUGCGUGAGCCCUGCCAGCCGCCGCUGCUGCAGAACACGGAGCCUGGGAUGGUCCAGAUAUGGAGGUCUCAGCCCCUGAGACUGGGAGUGACCCUUGAAGCUGCUGUCCUCUGUGACAUUUCCCAAGGCCUUUCUUACACCUGGAGCUUGAUGGGCCCUGAUGGGUCCCCCGUCCCCCUCCCUGCUUCUGUUGACACCCACAGACAGACCCUUGUGCUCCCGAGCUACGCGCUGGAGUCCAGGAACUACACCGCCCUUGCCAAGGUGCAGAUCGAAGGCAGCGUGGUGCAUAGUACCUACCGCGUGGGCGUGGAUGUGCGAGCCAGGGCCCCCGUCAGCGUGAUCUCCGAGGGUACACACCUGUUCAUCCCCAGGACGACUGUGUCCCCCAUCAUCCUCACGGGCUCCCAGUCUUUUGACCCCGAUAAUCCCGGGGCCACUCUCAGGUACCACUGGGAAUGCUCUGCUGCCAGCUCACCUGGGUGUCCCUGCUUUGACAACUCUGCACCACACCAACUGGAUGCCGGGGCUCCCACCAUUUCCUUCCCAGCGCAGUGGCUCAGUGACAGCUAUGACCAGUUCCUUGUGACGCUGACGGUCUCUAGUGGUGGCCGGAACUCAUCUGAGGCCCAGGUGUUCCUGUCCACUCGCUCUGACCCAGCCUUCAGAUUCAUCCACAUCUCCUGGGUGAACUUUAAAGGCAUCUUUGUCAACUGGAAUGAGGAACUUUCUCUUCAAGCUGUGUGUGAAGACUGCGGAGAAACACCAAAUCUCUCUUAUUCCUGGGAUCUCUUUUUAGUCAAUGCAACAGAAAAGGACAGGAUAGAAGCUCCCUUCUGCAGAGCGCUGGAACUGCUGGGCUCCUUGGGGCUCUGGGCCGCUUGGAAGUCAGCACCAUCAGACCCGCCGUCCACUGAGCUGCAGCUGGGACACCCCGAAGUGAAGACCGCACCUUUGUCACGGGGGCCUUCCCCCCACACCCUUGGCCAGCCUGCCCCUUCGGCCACAGGGAGCACCUCCACAGUGUCCAUGGUGGGCGUCCACCAGACUCCUGCUGCUGGCGACUCUGCAGUCCUGGGGGAGGCACACACGGAAGGACCACCAGAGCCAGAGUUGGGGCUUUGGAGUGAGGUAUCCCUGAUGACUGGCCUCUCUGAGAGCAGCUGGCCCCCACACGACCCCUCCCCUCCCCUCUCUGAUUUUGAAGCCUAUUAUAGUGAUAUCCAAGAGGCAAUACCAGCCAAAGGAAGACAGCCAGGGAAUAACACCAGCCUUCCAGGAUCAGAAUCAGGUGCAAGAGCCGAGGAGAGCCCUGGCGACGGGGAUAACCUGCUGGGCCCUUUCCUCUUGGCAGGCAGAGCCGUGCCUACCCUCCUGAUUGACUGGCCCAAGGCCCUGGUCAGCCGAGCCGUUUUCCAAGGCUACACCUCAUCAGGAAUUACAGAACGGGCUGUGACAGUAAAGCCUUACUCACUGAGCAGCGGAGAGACAUAUGUCCUGCAAGCGUCUGUGGCUUCGAAGCACAGCUUACUAGGUAAAGCUCAGCUGUACUUGAGAGUCACCCAAGCUCCACAGGACAUGGCCUGCCAGGUGCAGCCCCACCGUGGUGUGGAGGCGCACACCAUCUUCAGUGUCUUCUGCAUGUCAGGAAAACCGGACUUUCGUUAUGAAUUUAGUUACUGGACAGGAAAUGCCUCCAAACACACCUUGUACCAGGGGAGAGAUGCCCAGUACUAUUUUGCGUUGCCAGCUGGUGAGCCCUUGGACAGUUACAGAGUCAUGGUUUCCAUUGAGAUCACCAAUGGUGAGGGCUCCAAGGUCCAGCCGUGCACUGUGGAGGUGACCGUCCUGCCACAUUACCACGGGAGUGACUGCCUGGAUGAGGAACUAUAUAAUUCCAGCCUGAAAAACCUGUCCACCCUCCAGCUGAUUGGGAGUUACAUGGAAAUCCGGAAUUAUAUCACCAUGAUGACCAGGAUACUGAGUCGUCUGGCUGAGGAGGACAGAAGUGCCUCGUGCGGCCAGUGGUCUCGAAUGCAGGAUGCAUUAAUUUCUUCAGUAUGCAAAUUAGCAUUUGCUGAUCAGGAAGAAAUGGUUGAUUCUGUUCUUAUGUUGAAGGACCUCAUACGCUUCCCUAAUAAGUUGAGCUUCGUGAGUGCAGUCCUCAUCCUCAAGUACGCCCGGACGCUCCUGGCUCAAGGUCAGUUCUUGGGGAGCUUUGUGGUUGACAGAAGACUGAGGCUUGAGCUCAUCCAUCUCAUAUCUGGAGUCUGGGAAGCCUCUGAGCAAGAAAAAUCGAGGAAUGAGGACUAUCUACAAGAACAAGGAGUUAAGCUCAUCUCAGAUUCACUGCUGGGCUGUCUCUCCUUGAGCCAUGAGCGUCAGCUCCACGUUAGCACUGAGUGGAUGGAGAUCUGGACCCUUCUUCACCACAACCAUCAGAACUCCGUGCAGACCCUGGGCCCCAUCCAGGUGCAUUUACCUGGUGACGUCGCCGGGCACAGUACUGCUGGGGUGGAGUUGCAGAGCCCAUGCUUCAUUAGCCAGCUCAUACUCUUCAGGAGGAAUCUGCACCCCAGGGGACGUGCCCACGGGCAGGUUGGUGGAAUUGUUGACCUCACGCUCUACAACUGCUCUAGCCGAAGGCCCAUCAACAGACAGCGGCUAAGGAGACCUGUGACUGUCGAGUUUGGGGAGGAAGACAGCCCAGAUAAUAGGAGAAAUGAAACGACGUUUGUAUUGCUUCGGGAUAAAGUAAAUUUCCAUCAGUUCACUGAGCUUUCUGAAAACCCCCAGGAAUCUCUACAGAUACGAAUCGAAUUUACCAAGCCCUUUGCAAGAGCAUUUCCCAUCAUGCUGCUAGUAAGAUUCUCAGAGAAACCCACUCCCUCUGAUUUUCUUGUGAAACAGAUCUGCUUCUGGGAUGAGCACAUCAUACAAAUGUAUGUUCCUGCUGUUUCACAGAAAGAUGCCAAAGUGGGAUAUUUAUCCUUAUUAGAUGCCGACUAUGACAGAAAACCUUCAAACAAGUACUUAGCUAAGGCAGUGAACUAUACAGUACAGUUCCAGUGGAUCCAAUGUCUGCUUUGGGAUAAGCGAGAGUGGAAGUCUGAAAGCUUCUCUCCACAGCCAGGAACGUCUCCAGAAAAAGUUANUGAAAACUAUGAUCGCCUCGCGACCUUCUCUGUGCUGAGAAGAGAGCUGAAUGCCAGUUUUGAAGUGAGCAACAUUUCCCAGUUUCAAAGUCACCCACAAAACCUGCUUCCUGGUAUUUUUAUUGUGUUUUUUAUGAUUCUUUAUGGAUUCUUGGCUAUGAAAAGUAAACGUGUAGAUCAUCAUGAAAAAAAGAAAACUGGUUACAUUUUUCUGGAGGAAGACCCCCCGGCUGACCACCAGCUGUACGCGGUCGUCAUCGACACAGGCUUCCGGUCCCUGGCCCGGUUGUCCUCAAAGGUUUACAUUAUUUUAUGUGGUGAAAAUGGACUUUCAGAAACCAAAGAACUCUACUGUCCAGAGAAGCCCCUGUUUGAAAGGAAUUCCAGACACACUUUUAUCCUGAGUGCUCCUGACCAGCUGGGCCCACUCCGCAAGAUCCGCAUCUGGCACGACAGCCGUGGGCCUUCCCCGGGCUGGUUCCUCAGCCACGUGAUGGUCAAGGAGUUGCGCACGGGACAGGGCUGGUUCUUCCCUGCCCAGUGCUGGCUGGCUGCGGGCCGGCGGGAUGGCCGUGUGGAGCGAGAGUUCACCUGUCUGCGCCGGGGGCUCGGCUUCUGGAAGCUUUUCUAUUCUAAGUUCACGGAGUACCUGAAGGAUUUCCACGUCUGGCUCUCGGUGUACAGCCGGCCCUCCCCCAGCGGCUACCUGCUCACACAGCGCCUCGCCCUGUCCUUCUCCCUGCUGUGUGUCUACGCGUGUCUCGCCGCUGCAGUCACCGCUGGAACACCAGAGCAGCUUCUGCUGGAUGUUGGCCCCACCAACGUCACUCCUGGAUCUUUUGGGGUGGGUCUCCUGUGUACCCUCCUGGCCUCUCCGGGGGCACAGCUCCUGUCCCUGCUCUUCCGGCUCAGCAAGGACACCUUGGGGCCUUCCGGAGCUGAGCCAUGCUGCCGCCUGUGUGGAGCACAGAUAACCCAGGGCCCUAACUCCCAUAGAAGGAUACCAGAUGCACAGGAGCCAUGCAAGCAGGCUGCAUCAGCCAUUCUCUCUGGGAAUGAUGGGGCCCGGAGGAAGGCAUUGAGCCGUGAUGACAUGGCCUGUCCACCCCCUGAGCUGGGGAUGCGUGGGGCUGACCACAAGGAGGAAAAGAGCCACUGCUGCCCGACCCGUCUACAAGCUCCCAGUGGUGUUUUUGAAGGUCUUAUGUCCUGGUGGCUACAGGCUUGUCUGCCUUGGUCAGGCUCUGCAGCGUGGGCCCUUUGUGGAAUGACUUCCCUGGCCUGUGGUUUGGGGACAGGAGUUCUAGGCUACAGGUUUGGCCCGGCGCAGUGUGUGCAGUGGCUGCACCUGCUAUUCCUCUCUGUGCUCUGCUGUGUCCUUGUCACCCAGCCACUCAUGAUCUGCCUCACAGUGCUGGGUUUUGCUUGGAAAAAAAGAGAUGACAGCCACUUCUUUGCUGAGUCUUUGUGUGCUGCGACCAGGAAUCUGGACUCUGAGCUGGAAGAACGUUCCAAGGCCCAUGGUCCCCCUUCCUCAAGCUGCCACCUUCCUGACUGGGCAGAUGACGCUGAAAAAGUCUUGGCUGCCCGACAACGAGCUCGCCACUUGCGCUGGGCACACCCGCCAUCCACAGCCCAGCUCCAGGUCACCGGGGAGAGGAUGAGGAGGGAGCGCCGCACACGGGCAGCCCUGAGAGACAUCACCACGUACACCCUCAUGCUGCUCCUGCUUUUGUUCAUGAUAUAUGGGAAAUUCUCCCAGGAUGAACAUUCUCUCAAUCAAGCUAUCCGCAAGGAAUUUAUAAGGUAGGAAGGCUGGGGAACUCCUCUAGAUCUGGGCCUUUGCACUAGUUCAUGGCCAGCAUGUGCCCAAGGAGAAGCCCAGAGCUCAGGGUUCUAGGGGGGUGCACAUAACUUUGUUACCCUGAGCAAGCCAGGUCACGUCUCUGUCUUCUAGUACAGACAGAGUGUGGCAGGGGAGCGGCCCUACGCGCCACCUCAUCCACUCCCUCGGUCCAUUUUUCCUGUGCGUGAUUCAGGCCCAAGAAGUGUCCUUGCCACAGUCCCACAUACGAAACACGGGAAAGGUUGUCAAAUUGUCUCGAGGAUGCUAUUUCCCCAGUCUUACUAAGAGGCCUCCAUUCGCAGACUUUGGGCACAUUCUUAGCAUCUUGUUUUGGGUAAAUAGUGAAACAAGGAUAUUUCAAGGCACUUUAAG
Galeopterus variegatus (Sunda flying lemur) is the source of this 6152-nucleotide messenger RNA. Its product is annotated as polycystic kidney disease protein 1-like 1. The record is from RefSeq and is a predicted model, not a curated record. Gene Ontology annotation, molecular function: calcium channel activity; protein binding. The annotation marks the transcript as partial. Gene Ontology annotation, biological process: detection of mechanical stimulus. Gene Ontology annotation, cellular component: membrane. Lineage: Eukaryota; Metazoa; Chordata; Mammalia; Dermoptera; Cynocephalidae. The transcript has 38 exons.